Trematosphaeria pertusa is the source of this 1651-nucleotide messenger RNA. Its product is annotated as DNA primase large subunit. NCBI's taxonomy places the organism in Eukaryota, Fungi, Ascomycota, Dothideomycetes, Pleosporales, Trematosphaeriaceae. The record is from RefSeq and is a predicted model, not a curated record. The transcript is spliced from 3 exons. Gene Ontology annotation, biological process: DNA replication, synthesis of primer. Gene Ontology annotation, cellular component: alpha DNA polymerase:primase complex. The coding region runs from base 29 to 1540 and encodes 503 amino acids.
GCAAAACGCAAACACAACCACAUACACCAUGAUCCGCCACGAUUAUUCUCGAGUCGAUCCGAAGCGGCGAACACACAUUGAUCCUAAGAAGAGGCAAUUCGCCAAAGCAGAAUUCCAGCAGCAAAACUAUGAGCACCGGCUCAACUUCUACAUCUUGCCUCCCACGGCGGAAAUCACGCUGGAGGAGUUUGAGACGUGGGCAAUCAAUCGGCUGAAAGUCCUCUCUGAGCUCGAAGCAUGCAGCUUCCGCAACCGCAGCCCCGAAGAAACCUCCGAGUACAUGACGAGCAUCUUGAACAAAUACCUCCCUCUUCGUUCGAAUUCGUCGCGUAGCCAGAGUCUGCAGGACGAGAGGAAAAAAGACCACUAUUCGCACUUUAUACUCCGCCUCGCCUUCUCUGCAACCGAAGACCUGCGCAGGCGAUUUUCGCGAUUAGAGACAAUGCUCUUUCGCCUGAGAUUCAAAGACGAUGACCUACGAGAAAGGCAAGAGUUCGUGAGAAGUCUGAAUCUGGAGUGGGAGGAGGUCAAGGAAGACGAGAAGCGAGAGCUCCGCGACGAAUUGGUAGCCGCUAGUAGGUCGAAGAAGGGCGAAGAGCAGGACUGGUUCAAGGUAGACUGGGAGCGGGUUCCAGAACUGGUGGAGCAGAGAAAGGUAUUGCUGAAGAGGGGAAAGGCAUACGUUCCACAGAGGGAGCAGAUGAGCCUGGUCGUCGCGGAGUUCACGAAACGGCUAGAUGAAGCUCUCGAGCUCACCGCUCGCGCACUUCCCCGUCUCGACGAAGACGACCGCCUUGCACCCAUCCUCUCCCACCUCUCCCAAUCCUUCAAUGCCCCUGACGCCGCAUACUCCUCCUCAGACGCCUCCAUUGAUGGCCUCUCCAUCAUAACCGCCAACGCCAUUGACACGCUCUCCCAAAACUUCCCUCUCUGCAUGCAGAACUUGCAUAUGACAUUACGCGCAAACUCGCAUCUCAAGCACUACGGCCGUCUUCAAUAUACCCUCUUCCUCAAGGGCAUAGGUCUCAGCCUAGAAGAGUGCAUCGUCUUCUGGCGGCGCUCCUUCAAGCUUAUGACAGACGACAAGUUCCAGAAAGAAUACAAGUACAAUGUCCGGCACGCGUACGGCGAUGUGGGCGGCGACGCGAAUAGACGCGGACGAGGAUAUACACCUUACUCCUGCCAGAAGAUCUUGACUGAGCCGGUUCCCGGUCCCGGUCAAGCGCAUGGAUGCCCCUACCGCACGUUCACAAGCGACAAUCUCACAUCGUUGCUCCAGCGCGUGGGCAUCAACGACCGCGACGUGCUCAAGACGGUCAAGGAGGAUGUGAGCAAACAGCGAUACCACGUUGCGUGUAACAGGGUGUUUGAACAUACGCACAAGAGGGAGAUUAAAAAGGUGAAGGAUGAUGGGACGUGGAGUGCGACAGAUCUGGACACAAUCGUGCAUCCGAAUACGUAUUUCAAGCGCAGUUGGCUGUUGAAGCAUCUGGGCGAAGGGAAUGCGGGCAUUGUUAAUGGGGAGAAGAUGGAGGAGUAAGUCUACGAGAUUACUGCAUGGUCUUUUCGGCGUACGGCGUCGCGGCGCUGGGCGACAGCUUGGGCGUAGGCAUCGUAUAUCCUUGCACUAGUCUCGUAUUUAUACAUUGGU